UCUCCAAUAAUUAACACGGACCAGUCUUGAUAAGGAUAGGCUAAUAUAAUAAUACAUUAAUUGAUACAUUAAUAUAAUAAUAAAUUAAUAAAAUAGGCCUAAUAAUAAUUAAAAUCACAUAAACAGUUUUUAAGUGGCAUUUCAUUUCCAUUUUGACAUUUCUUAAACAUCAACUGAACCCACUUUGAUGUUAAAGCAGGUCAAUCCCUUGAUGCUUAGUUAUACUACUUACAUUAUGUUCUGAUCUGACCUCCAAAUCAUUCACACAAUAAACACACAUUGUUCACAAUGUCAUAUCAGUUAUGCCAACAAUAGCCCCGCACAGUAUUUAGUUAGUGAGCCACAUCUCAUAAGGUUUCACAGGAGGGUCAGUGGUCAUUGGGAUUGGACCUUCACCUUGAGUUAGAUGAUAAGAAUAGAUUCCCCUUGCUUCCUUGUAGUACCAGUGCGGCUCAUUGUGUGUCUGUCUCUCUGUCUUUCUCUCUCUGCUCGGACUUGUUAAGAAAUAUCUCAAACUCGUAAAUACUUUUUGGAUCUUCAUUUUGCCUCUGGAUGGAUCGAUAUCAACACUAAAUAACAAGCGAUUGGACUAAACCUUAACAGCACAGACACAAAUAGAUAUUUUGAUAGUUUGAUAUCACAGUAUAUUUAACCAGAGCAACAAACAACUUCUAGUGUGGAUGGUUGGAGAGGAGCUGGAGAAGACUGUGGAGAAGAAGCAGACAGACACUUCAGGAGAUCGAGGAGCAGAGGCACGGCUGGAGCCAGGACCGACAUCAUGAGCCACUACAGCGACGGGUCCUUCUACAACCCGGCCUACCACGACAGUGAGACUCUGGAGCUGGACAGAAGACCCCCCUUCAAGCCCCGACACAGCAACCCCUACGCCCAGGACCUGCCCCCCCCCUGGCAGGCCGCGAGGGCCUCGGCGGUCUCCACGGUGACGGGCCCCAGGGCCAACGCGGACCCCUGGGAGGGAGGCGCGGGGGGGGGCCUGAGGGCCCUGGGAGCCCUUCCCUUAGGGCCCCGGCCGUCACAACACCAGGAGCCCCCGUGGCAGCGACAGCCCGACCACAGCUCGGUCCACGGCGAAGGGUCCUUCCACGAUGCCGCCGGUCCGUCCCGGUUCCCCGCCACCUUCUCAGCCAACAUGACGAUGCGGUUAAGGGGAAUGAGGAGAAUGAGCAUGUUUCCAAACGGAGACCCCUCCCACCUGUCAAUCACAGAGGGCGCCAUCAGGAACGAGCUGGAGUACGAGGAGCAGAACUUGGUGAAAGAGCUGAUGGCCUGCUCCACAAAGGAGCGCAUCGAGGGCAUCAGGAAACUCCCCAUGACCUACCAUGAGAAGAAACACAUCAGGAACAGAGUGCUGGCCUCCAAGUCGUCCAAGAAGUCUCGCCACCUGUCCUGCCUUGCAGACUGCUCUGAGCGCAUGUCGUUGUCUCUCCGUAGGGGUGCGUCGGGCGUGGCGGCGGCCAGGCAGGCCCUGGACCUGUGGCAGGGCACCAUGAAGGAGGUCGGGGGCUCCUUCGGCUCCAGCGUCCUCUCCUACUUCCUGUUCCUCAAGUCGCUGCUCCUGCUCAACGUCUUCUCCUUCGUCAUCAACUUCAGCUUCAUCACCGUCCCCAUGCUGGCCUACGACCACGUGCCCCACGUGCCCCCCAACGUGACCUUCCGAGGCCUGGAGCUGCUCACUGGAGCGGGCUACUUCAGAUACACGGUCCUGUACUACGGGGCCUACAGGGCUGACUCCUCCACGGGCCUGGUGCACUACAACAUCCAGCUGGCCUACUUCUUCACCAUCGCCGCCUACAUGGUGCUGUGCGGAGCGGCCGUCCUCUACAGCAUGGCCAGCUCGUUCAAGAUGAACUACGUCCUGUCUGACCCGGUGGGCGGCGGCUCCUGGCAGCUGCUCUGCACCUGGGACUUCAGCGUGACCAAUGAGAAGGCGGUGAGGCAGCGGAAGAACAACCUCCGCAUCCAGCUCAAGGAGAGUAUGUCAGAGAGGAGCCAGGGGACAAGUCUGACCCCCGCCGAGAAGAUGAGGCACUUUGGCAUCCACCUCGGUGCCUGGUUCAUCUCCACCAGCAUGGCCGUCGGCUGUGGGAACGCCAUCUACUACCUCAGCCAGUACGAACAGCAGCAAGCGACCAACACGGAGGACUGGUCUCCGGCCCGCGAGGCGGAGACGCUGCUGGUGCCCUUCGUGGUGUCCCUCAUCAACCUGGUGGUCCCCCUCUUCUACUCGCUCUUCAACAAGUUUGAGCUGUACUCCAGCCAGCGGAGGCAGAUCUACGCUCUGAUCAUCAGAAAUGUGAUCCUCAAGAUGUCCAUCCUGGGCAUCCUCUGCUACUUCUGGGUCAACGAAGUGGCCCACAAGUUCUUAUGCUGGGAGUCCAUGGUGGGCCAGGCUCUUUACCGCCUGGUCGUCUUCGACUUCUUCUUCAUGAUGUUGGGUUCCUUCUUCGGAGAGUUCCUGAGCAAGGUGAUCGGGACUCGAUGGAUCCCAGGCCUCGGGGUCCCAGAGUUUGACGUAGCGAGGAACGUUCUGGAUUUAAUCUAUGCUCAGACGCUUGCUUGGAUUGGGAUCUACUUUUCUCCUCUGCUGCCAGUCCUCCAGAUCUUCAAGUUUCUGGUUUUGUUUUACCUGAAGAAGGUCAGCCUGAUCCAGAACUGCCAGCCCCCGCGGCGGGUGGGCCGGGCGGCGCAGAUGAAGACCAUCUUCAUCGCGCUCCUCUUCUUUCCCUCCUUCGUGGGCUCGCUGUCCCUGGUGGCGUACACCUCCUGGAGCCUGACCCCUUCCCGAUUCUGCGGUCCGUUCAAGGGCCUGGACAGUACCUUCAGUGUGGUGGUGGUCUGGAUGAACAGCCUGGAGAAGGUGCCCGCCGCCGCAUGGGCGGUCUGGGUCUACGCCAACGUGGUCCGCAGUGAGAUCUUCUACUUCCUGGUCACCAUCAUCAUCCUGUUCAUCACGUUCGUUUUCUGGCAAGUCACCCAAGGUCGCAAGCUACUCAUUCUCCUACUGAGGCAGCAAAUCGUUAAUGAAGGAAAAGACAAGACCUUCCUGCUUGACAAACUUCAGGCUCUUCAGAAAUCUCAUCCCACUCAACCAAAGUCCAAGAUCAAGAAACAGCGGCGUUCCGGCGGCUCCUCGACGGGCGUGCGGUCUAGCUCCAACGCCAUGGUGCAGACCUUCCUGUCCGUUGAGCAAGGCAGCAGAGGGACCUACCUCCGGGAGCCCCCCUCUCCCUCCCACCUCUCCAUCAGCUUCCAGAGGACCCCCCUCCCGUCGGAGCGCCAGUCCCCCUCCGACGCCCUGGGGCUGACCCUGAGGGCGGGGCAGCGGGCGGAGGUCCACCAGCCCUGGACCCCCCCCGCCUCAGACCCCCUGGUGCAGCCCCCCUGGACCCCCCCCUCAGAGGACCCGCUGGUCAGGGUGAUGCGGGCCAGGGACGCCUACGAGGGACCCCCGGUCCCCCUGGACGGCGGGACCUCCUCCGCCUCCGGGGUCAUGAUGCAGGUGAUGGAGGCCAGGAGGAGGGCGGAGGGGGGCGGGGGGCGGGGGGGCCCAGAGAGAAUAGGGCCCGGCUCCUCCAGUGCGCUGAUCCAGGCCAUGCUGGCCCGACAGCAGGCGCAGAACGAGUACGACGACGGGUACUGAGCCCGCCGGGCUCCAUGCCAACUACCAGCGCUGGGGACUAGACUAUCUGGGCUCCAUACCAACUCUACCAGCGGUGGGGACUUGACUAUCUGGGCUCCAUACCAACUCUACCAGCGGUGGGGACUAGACUAUCUGGGCUCCAUACCAACUCUACCAGCGGUGGGGACUAGACUAUCUGGGCUCCAUACCAACUCUACCAGAGGUGGGGACUAGACUAUCUGGGCUCCAUACCAACUCUACCAGCGGUGGGGACUAGACUAUCUGGGCUCCAUACCAACUCUACCAGCGGUGGGGACUAGACUAUCUGGGCUCCAUACCAACUCUACCAGCGGUGGGGACUAGACUAUCUGGGCUCCUUACCAACUCUACCAGCAGUGGGGACUAGACUAUCUGGGCUCCAUACCAACUCUACCAGCGGUGGGGACUAGACUAUCUGGGCUCCAUACCAACUCUACCAGCGGUGGGGACUAGACUCUCUGGGCUCCAUUCCAACUCUACCAGCGGUGGGGACUAGACUAUCUGGGCUCCUUACCAACUCUACCAGCGGUGGGGACUAGACUAUCUGGGCUACAUACCAACUCUACCAGCGGUGGGGACUAGACUAUCCGGGCUCCAUACCAACCGUACCACAAUAGGCCGAAUGGGGAAGAUGGGAGAUAUGCAGAAGUCAAUUAUUUCUGUUUAAAUCUCACUUUGCAAUAUAGUUCAAAUCAAUAGUUAAUUAGUUAGUUCAUGUAUAUUCAUCUAUAAGGACACAGAGAGACGGUCUCAAAUGCAUUUCUAUGAAGUUAAUCAUUUCUGUUUGUGAGCGAAGAACCAUUUUGAUAAAUCUCUUCAUCCAUUUAUUUAUUUACCUAAAUGGAGCAACUUUUUAUACGAAACUCAUUAAUAAAUUAAUCCUAUUUAUGACCUAUUUCUUUCUUGCAAUGAAGGCUUAUGCCUUUGAAGGAUGGGAUUAAUGUUUCUCUAAUUAGUCAUGUUUUUUAAAUGAAUGAUAAAAAAUGCUUUUACUGUACAUGGUUUCAAUUAAAAAGAAAACAACA
Gadus morhua (Atlantic cod) is the source of this 4704-nucleotide messenger RNA. RefSeq names its product transmembrane channel like 5 (gene tmc5). The coding region runs from base 779 to 3661 and encodes 960 amino acids. Gene Ontology annotation, cellular component: plasma membrane. NCBI's taxonomy places the organism in Eukaryota, Metazoa, Chordata, Actinopteri, Gadiformes, Gadidae. The transcript has 21 exons. Gene Ontology annotation, molecular function: mechanosensitive monoatomic ion channel activity. The record is from RefSeq and is a predicted model, not a curated record.